CGCGGCCUCAGCCCCGGCCGCGGCCCCGGGCUGGGAGGUGGCGGUCCGACCGCUGCUAUCCGCCUCCUACUCCGCCUUCGAGAUGAAGGAGCUGCCGCAGCUGGUGGCCUCAGUCAUCGAGAGUGAAUUAGAAAUCCUGCACCACGACAAGCAGUAUGAGCCCUUCUACUCUUCCUUUGUCGCACUUUCCACACACUAUAUCACAACGGUCUGCAGCCUCAUUCCCCGAAAUCAGCUCCAGUCAGUGGCAGCUGCCUGCAAAGUCCUGAUUGAAUUCUCUCUCCUGCGCCUAGAGAAUCCAGAUGAGGCCUGUGCUGUAUCCCAGAAACACUUGAUUCUCCUUAUCAAAGGCCUGUGUACUGGCUGUAGCCGGCUAGAUCGAACUGAAAUCAUUACUUUUACUGCAAUGAUGAAAUCUGCCAAGCUACCACAGACAGUGAAAACUCUCUCAGAUGUGGAAGAUCAGAAGGAGCUGGCUUCACCAGUUAGCCCAGAGCUCAGACAAAAGGAGGUACAAAUGAACUUUUUGAACCAAUUGACCUCAGUCUUCAAUCCUAGAGCAGUAGCAACACCAUCCCUCACACCAGUGAUUCAGGUGGAAGGAGAAAACGAUGACCAGUCCUCAGCAGAUCAAGCCUCUGCUAUCAAGACCAAGAAUGUAUUCAUAGCUCAAAAUGUGGCUAGUUUACAGGAGCUUGGUGGCUCAGAGAAGCUGCUUCGUGUGUGUCUGAAUCUGCCAUAUUUUCUACGCUACAUCAAUCGGUUCCAAGAUGCUGUGUUGGCUAAUUCUUUCUUCAUUAUGCCUGCAACAGUGGCAGAUGCCACUGCUGUCCGUAAUGGUUUUCAUUCAUUAGUCAUUGAUGUAACCAUGGCAUUGGACACCCUUUCUCUCCCUGUUUUGGAACCCCUUAAUCCUGCUCGAUUACAAGAUGUGACAGUGCUCAGCCUCAGCUGUCUCUAUGCAGGUGUGAGUGUGGCCACUUGUAUGGCCAUUCUUCACGUGGGCAGCACCCAACAGGUGCGGACAGGCUCCACAAGCUCCAAAGAAGAAGAUUAUGAAAAUGAUGCUGCUACAAUUGUCCAGAAAUGUCUUGAAAUCUACGAGAUGAUUGGGCAGGCCAUCAGCAACUCCCGGCGAGCUGGUGGUGAGCACUACCAGAACUUUCAGCUGUUGGGUGCAUGGUGUUUGCUGAACAGUCUCUUCCUCAUUCUGAAUCUCAGCCCAACUGCCCUAGCUGAUAAGGGGAAAGAGAAAGAUCCUCUGGCUGCCCUCAGAGUGCGAGACAUCAUUGCUCGGACGAAGGAGGGUGUGGGCUCUCCCAAACUGGGACCUGGGAAAGGCCAUCAAGGAUUUGGGGUCCUUUCUGUAGUGUUGGCAAACCAUUCAAUCAAACUAUUAACAUCUCUUUUUCAAGACCUGCAAGUUGAGGCUCUUUAUAAGGGUUGGGAGGCAGAUGGCCCCCCGGCAACCCUGAGCAUCAUGGCUCAGAGUACGUCAAUACAGAGAAUUCAACGAUUGAUUGACUCUGUUCCACUCACAAAUCUGCUGCUGACCUUGCUCUCUACCUCGUACAGAAAGGCAUGUGUCUUGCAGCGUCAGAGGAAGGGCUCCAUGAGUAGUGAUGCCAGUGCUUCUACUGACUCCAACACCUACUAUGAGGAUGAUUUUAGCAGCACGGAGGAGGACAGUAGCCAAGAUGAUGACAGCGAGCCUAUCCUCGGGCAGUGGUUUGAGGAAACCAUCUCUCCGAGCAAGGAGAAAGUGGCACCUCCUCCCCCUCCACCUCCUCCACCACUGGAGAGCUCACCUCGCGUCAAGAGCCCAAACAAACCUGCUGCUGGCGAGAAAGGCAACAUCCUGGCCAGUCGCAAGGACCCCGAGCUGUUUUUAGGUUUGGCUUCUAACAUUCUGAACUUCCUCACCUCCUCCAUGUUGAACUCUCGAAACAACUUUAUUCGCAAUUACUUGAGUGUUUCUCUGUCUGAGCAGCACAUGGCUACCUUAGCCAGCAUCAUCAAGGAGGUGGACAAGGAUGGGCUCAAGGGUUCAUCAGAUGAAGACUUUGCUGCUGCACUUUAUCACUUUAACCACUCUCUAGUCACGUCAGACCUUCAGUCUCCUACCCUGCAGAAUACUCUGUUGCAACAACUGGGAAUUGCUCCCUUUUCUGAUGGCCCGUGGCCUUUGUACAUCCACCCUCAGAGCUUAUCUGUCCUCUCACGCCUCCUGCUUAUCUGGCAGCACAGAGCCAGUGCUCAAGGAGACCCUGAUGUUCCCGAAUGCCUUAAAGUUUGGGAGAGGUUUGUGGCCACAUUGAAACAAAAUGCCUUGCAAGGGGUGCUUCCCAAUGAUACGGAAGACCUGAACGUAGAGCAUCUGCAGCUUCUCCUCCUUCUUUUCCACAACUUCUCAGAGAAAGGUCGUCGUUCGGUAUUGACUCUUUGCAUCCAGACCAUCCUGGAGUUGACAUCCAGCUUGGACUCUCAGCUGCGCUCAGUGCCGUUGCUCCUGGCACGCCUUCUCCUGGUCUUUGAUUAUCUGCUUCAUCAGUACUCCAAAGCCCCCAUGUACCUUUUUGAGCAGGUGCAGUAUAACCUUCUUAGUCCUCCUUUUGGCUGGGUGAGUGGACCUCAGGAAAGUGGCCGCAGAGCCACUGUGCCCUUGUAUCAUGGCUUCAAAGAAGUGGAAGAAAACUGGACCAAACAUUGCUCCUCAGAUGCUGCUCCACAACCCAGGUUUUACUGUGUACUAUCACCAGAAGCCUCAGAAGAUGACUUAAAUCGCCUUGAUAAUACGAUCUGUGAGGUCCUCUUCUCCAGAGCCAUGAAAUACGAUGAGCUGUACAGUGCCCUGACUUCUUUGCUAGCAGCUGGAUCUCAGUUUGACACGGCCAGGAGGAAGGAGAGCAAGGAUGUGACAGCGCUGGAGGCUUGUGCCCUCCAAUAUUACUUCUUGAUACUCUGGAGGAUCCUGGGGAUUUUGCCACCGUCAAAGAAAUACAUGAACCAGUUGGCUAUGAACACCCCUGAGAUGAGUGAAUGUGACAUCCUGCACACUUUGCGCUGGUCAUCCCGCCUUCGCAUUGGCUCUUAUGUCAGCUGGAUAAAGGACCACCUUGUCCAGCAGGGCAUGAAAGCAGACCAUGCUAGUUCUCUCAUAGAGCUCGCCUCCACCAAGUGCAAUUCUGUGAAAUAUGAUGUGGAAAUAGCAGAAGAGUAUUUUGCUCGACAGAUCUCAUCAUUCUGUGGCAUCGACUGUACCACCAUCUUGCAGUUACAUGAGAUUCCCAGCCUGCAGUCCAUCUAUACCCUCGAUGCAGCCAUUUCCAAGGUCCAGGUCUCUCUAGAUGAACAUUUUUCCAAGUUGGCAGCUGAGACCGACCCUCAUAAGUCAUCGGAGAUAACUAAGAACCUGCUGCCUGCUACAUUACAGCUGAUUGAUACCUACGCAUCAUUCACUAGAUCUUAUUUGCUGCAAAGCCUUUCUGAAGAGGGAUCCACUGAGAAUAAACCUUCUGAAGAGAAAUUGGGAGGUUAUUCUGCUGUCUUAGCAAUAGGCUCGAGCCGCUGCAAGUCCAAUACUUUGGGUUCUACACUUGUUCAGAAUUUACCAUCAUCUGUGCAGGCCCUGUGUGAGUCAUGGAACAAUAUUCACACAAAUGAGUUUCCCAAUAUUGGAUCCUGGCGUAAUGCGUUUGCCAAUGACACAAUUCCAGCAGAGAGUUAUAUCAGUGCUGUGCAGGCCGCUCACCUGGGGACCCUUUGCAGCCAGAGUCUGCCCUUGGCUGCUUCCUUGAAGCACACACUCCUUUCUCUGGUCAGACUGACUGGGGAUCUUAUUGUUUGGUCCGAUGAGUUAAACCCUCCCCAGGUAAUCCGGACACUGCUGCCCCUUCUUUUGGAGACAAGCACUGAGAGUGUGGCUGAGAUGAGCAGCAACUCCCUAGAAAGGAUUCUGGGCCCAGCUGAGUCAGAUGAAUUUUUGGCUCGAGUUUAUGAGAAGCUGAUCACUGGGUGUUACAACAUUUUGGCCAAUCAUGCAGAUCCUAAUAGUGGGCUAGAUGAGUCCAUCUUGGAAGAGUGUCUCCAACAUCUGGAGAAGCAGUUGGAAAGUAGCCAGGCUCGCAAAGCUAUGGAGGAGUUUUUCACUGAGAGUGGAGAACUUGUCCAGAUCAUGAUGGCCACAGCCAAUGAGAACCUCUCUGCUAAAUUCUGUAACCGAGUUCUGAAAUUCUUCACCAAACUCUUCCAGCUGACUGAGAAGAGCCCUAACCCCAGCCUGCUCCAUCUCUGCGGUUCCCUCGCCCAGUUGGCAUGUGUGGAACCUGUGAGGCUCCAGGCCUGGCUCACUCGCAUGACCACAUCACCCCCCAAGGAGUCUGACCAGCUGGAGGUGGUGCAGGAGAACCGGCAGCUGCUGCAGCUACUGACCACCUACAUUGUUCGAGAAAACAGCCAAGUUGGGGAAGGUGUUUGCACCGUGCUGCUGAGCACCCUGAUCCCUAUGGCGACAGAAAUGCUGGCCAAUGGGGAUGGCGCUGGUUUUCCUGAACUCAUGGUUGUGAUGGCGACGCUGGCCAGUGCAGGCCAAGGUGCUGGCCACCUCCAGCUUCAUGGUGCUGCUGUGGACUGGUUGAGCAGAUGUAAGAAAUACUUGUCUCAGAAGAAUGUAGUUGAAAAAAUGAAUGCUAAUGUAAUGCAUGGGAAGCACGUGACUAUUCUGGAAUGUACCUGCCAUAUUGUAUCUUACCUGGCUGAUGUCACCAAUGCCCUGAGCCAGGGCAGUGGUCAGGGCCCUAGUCAUCUCUCAGUGGAUGGAGAGGAGCGGGCCAUCGAGGUCGACUCAGACUGGGUAGAGGAACUGGCAGUAGAAGAAGAAGACUCUCAGGCUGAGGACUCAGAUGAAGAUUCUCUUUGCAACAAACUAUGUACAUUUACUAUCACACAGAAAGAAUUCAUGAACCAGCAUUGGUACCACUGCCAUACCUGCAAGAUGGUGGAUGGGGUUGGCGUGUGCACUGUGUGUGCUAAGGUCUGCCACAAAGAUCACGAGAUUUCCUAUGCCAAGUACGGGUCCUUCUUCUGUGACUGUGGAGCCAAAGAAGAUGGGAGUUGCUUGGCUCUGGUGAAGAGGACACCCAGCAGUGGCAUGAGUUCCACCAUGAAGGAGUCAGCAUUUCAGAGUGAGCCUCGGGUUUCUGAGAAUGUGGUGCGUCAUGCUAGCAGCUCAUCACCAGCAGACAAGGCCAAGGUCACUAUCAAUGAUGGCAAAGUUGCUGAUGAAGAGAAACCCAAAAAAAGCAGUUUAUGUCGGAGUGUGGAAGGUUGUCGCGAGGAACUUCAGACCCAGGCAAACUUCUCCUUUGCUCCCUUGGUGUUAGAUAUGCUUGGCUUCCUCAUGGAGGCAAUUCAAAUCAACUUCCAGCAAGCUUCAGCCAUGGGCAGCAGCAGUCGGGCACAGCAGGCACUCAAUGAGUUACACACCUUGGACAAGAUGGUAGAGAUGACAGACCAGCUGAUGGUCCCCACCUUAGGGUCUCAGGAAGGUGCCUUUGAAAAUGUCCGGAUGAACUAUAGUGGAGACCAGGGCCAGACAAUUCGCCAGCUCAUUAGUGCCCACGUGUUGAGACGUGUGGCAAUGUGUGUGCUGUCUUCACCCCACGGGCGACGUCAACAUUUAGCUGUCAGCCAUGAAAAGGGCAAGAUUACUGUUCUGCAGCUCUCUGCACUUCUCAAACAAGCAGAUUCCAGUAAAAGGAAGCUGACUCUCACUCGCCUGGCAUCAGCACCAGUCCCCUUCACUGUAUUAAGUCUCACUGGAAAUCCUUGUAAGGAAGACUAUCUUGCUGUGUGUGGGCUGAAGGACUGCCAUGUGCUGACCUUUAGUAGCUCAGGCUCCGUUUCUGAUCACUUGGUGCUGCAUCCUCAGCUGGCAACAGGAAACUUUAUCAUCAAAGCUGUGUGGUUACCUGGCUCACAGACAGAGCUGGCCAUCGUCACUGCAGACUUUGUCAAGAUAUACGACCUCUCUGUUGAUGCCUUGAGCCCAACUUUCUAUUUUCUCUUGCCAAGCUCAAAAAUCAGAGACGUUGCUUUUCUCUUCAACGAAGAGGGCAAGAACAUUAUUGUUAUCAUGUCCUCAGCUGGCUACAUCUACACUCAGCUCAUGGAGGAGGCCAGCAGUGCCCAGCACGGGCCUUUCUAUGUCACAAAUGUGCUGGAAGUCAAUCAUGAAGACCUGAAGGACAGCAAUAGCCAGGUGGCAGGAGGAGGCGUGUCUGUGUACUACUCCCACGUGCUGCAGAUGCUCUUCUUCAGCUACUGUCAAGGCAAAUCCUUUGCAGCCACCAUCAGCAGGUCUACUCUGGAGGUGCUGCGGCUCUUCCCCAUCAACAUUAAGAGUACUAAUGGCGGCGGCAAAACUUCUCCUGCCCUUUGCCAGUGGUCUGAGGUGAUGAAUCACCCUGGUUUGGUGUGCUGUGUCCAGCAAACUACAGGUGUGCCGCUAGUGAUCAUGGUGAAACCAGAUACCUUUCUCAUCCAGGAAAUCAAGACUUUGCCAGCUAAAGCAAAGAUCCAGGACAUGGUUGCUAUUCGGCAUACAGCCUGCAAUGAGCAGCAGAGGACAACUAUGAUUCUGCUGUGUGAGGAUGGCAGUUUGCGCAUUUACAUGGCCAAUGUGGAAAACACAUCCUACUGGCUCCAGCCUUCCCUGCAGCCCAGCAGUGUCAUCAGCAUCAUGAAACCUGUCCGCAAACGCAAGGCAGCAGCCAUUACUACUCGAACUUCUAGCCAGGUCACCUUCCCCAUUGAUUUCUUCGAACACAAUCAGCAGCUGACAGAUGUGGAAUUUGGUGGCAAUGAUCUCUUACAGGUCUACAAUGCACAACAGAUAAAACACCGGCUUAACUCCACGGGCAUGUACGUGGCCAACACCAAGCCUGGAGGUUUUACCAUUGAAGUGAACAACAACAACAGCACGAUGGUGAUGACAGGCAUGCGCUUACAGAUUGGAACCCAGGCCAUUGAGCGGGCCCCAUCUUACAUUGAGAUCUUUGGCCGGACUAUGCAGCUCAAUCUGACACGCUCACGCUGGUUUGACUUCCCAUUCACCCGAGAAGAAGCCUUGCAGGCUGACAAGAAGCUGAGCAUCUUCAUUGGGGCCUCAGUGGAUCCAGCAGGAGUCACUAUGAUAGAUGCUGUCAAGAUUUAUGGCAAGACAAAGGAGCAGUUUGGCUGGCCUGAUGAACCCCCAGAGGAUUUCCCUUCUGCCUCUGUCAGUAAUAUCUGCCCACCCAAUGUGAGCCAGGGCAAUGGCACUGGAGAGAGUGACACAACAACCCCUGCCACUGCCAGCGGGACUGUCCUAGAGAGUUCUGAAACUGAAUCCCUAACCAAGCUGGAUCGGCUAGUGGGGAGUUCUUUAGAAGCCCUUGAAAGCUGCUUUGCUGUGGGCCCUAUCAGUGAGAAGGAAAAGAGCAAGGCUGCAGCUCAGGAGUUGGCUACCAUGCUACUGUCCAUGCCGGCACCAUCCAGUGUCCAGCAGCAAACCAAGAGCCUCCUUGCUAGCCUUCACACCAGCCGCUCAGCUUAUCACAACCACAAGGACCAGGCCUUGUUGAGUAAAGCUGUGCAGUGCCUCAACUCCUCCAGCAGAGACGGGAAGGAGCUGGACCCGGAGGUGUUCCAGCGGCUCGUGAUCACCGCUCGCUCUAUUGCCAUCAUGCGCCCCAACAACCUGGUUCAUUUCACCGAGUCCAAGGUGCCCCCGGUGGAAGCAGAAGGAGUGGAUGAGGGGAAAGAGCCCCAGAAACAUACAGAAGGGGAUGGCUGUACUUUCAUCACCCAGCUCAUCAACCACUUUUGGAAAUUGCAUGCAUCUAAACCAAAGAAUGCCUUUUUGGCACCUGCCUGCUUACCAGGUUUGACCCAUGUUGAAGCUACUGUUAAUGCAUUGGUGGACAUCAUCCAUGGCUAUUGUACUUGUGAGCUAGACUGUAUCAACACAGCCUCCAAGAUUUAUAUGCAGAUGCUCCUAUGCCCCGAUCCUGCGGUGAGCUUCUCCUGCAAACAGGCUCUGAUCCGAGUGCUAAGGCCCAGGAACAAGCGGAGACAUGUGACGCUGCCCUCUUCCCCUCGGAGCAACACACCCAUGGGAGACAAGGAUGAUGAUGAUGACGACGAUGCUGAUGAGAAGAUGCAGUCCUCAGGGAUUCCGGAGAGUGGGCACAUCCGGCAGGAGAGCCAAGAGCAGAAUGAGGUGGAUCAUGGCGACUUUGAGAUGGUGUCUGAGUCCAUGGUGCUGGAGACGGCUGAGAACGUGAACAAUGGCAAUCCUUCUCCCCUGGAGGCUCUUCUGGCUGGUGCAGAAGGCUUCCCUCCUAUGUUGGACAUCCCUCCUGAUGCAGAUGAUGAGACUAUGGUGGAGCUGGCCAUUGCCUUGAGCCUACAACAGGACCAGCAAGGCAGCAGCAGCAGUGCCCUGGGCCUGCAGAGCCUGGGACUGUCCGGCCAGGCACCCAGCUCUUCCUCCCUGGACGCAGGAACCCUUUCUGACACCACAGCAUCAGCUCCAGCAUCAGAUGACGAAGGCAGCACGGCCGCGACCGAUGGCUCCACCCUUCGGACUUCUCCUGCCGAUCAUGGCGGUAGUGUAGGCUCCGAGAGUGGAGGGAGCGCCGUGGACUCAGUGGCUGGAGAGCACAGUGUGUCAGGCCGGAGCAGUGCCUAUGGUGAUACUACAGCAGAGGGACACCCAGCUGGGCCAGGCAGUGUCAGCUCCAGUACUGGAGCCAUCAGUACCACCACAGGCCAGCAGGAAGGAGAUGGCUCUGAGGGAGAGGGAGAAGGGGAGGCUGAAGGAGACGUCAACACCAGUAACAGACUGCACAUGGUCCGCCUGAUGCUUUUGGAGAGGUUGCUGCAGACCUUACCCCAGCUGCGCAAUGUCGGUGGUGUCCGAGCUAUCCCUUAUAUGCAGGUCAUUCUGAUGCUCACAACUGAUCUGGAUGGAGAAGAUGAGAAGGACAAGGGUGCUCUGGACAACUUGCUGUCUCAGCUUAUUGCAGAAUUGGGCAUGGACAAGAAGGAUGUUUCUAAGAAGAAUGAACGCUGUGCCCUGAAUGAGGUCCAUCUGGUGGUGAUGAGGCUGUUGAGUGUCUUCAUGUCCAGGACCAAGUCAGGGUCCAAGUCUUCCAUCUGUGAGGUAGCCUCCCAGGGAAUGUGUAACCCUUCUCUGCUUUCCCUUCAGUCGUCCUCCCUCAUCUCCAGCGCCACUGCAGCUGCGCUGCUGAGCUCUGGGGCUGUGGACUACUGCCUGCAUGUGCUCAAGUCUCUGUUGGAUUACUGGAAGAGCCAGCAGAGUGACGAGGAGCCUGUGGCCACCAGCCAACUGCUGAAACCCCACACCACCUCUUCCCCCCCUGACAUGAGCCCCUUCUUCCUCCGACAGUAUGUGAAGGGCCAUGCCGCGGACGUGUUUGAGGCUUACACCCAGCUGCUGACCGAGAUGGUGCUCCGGCUGCCAUACCAAAUCAAGAAGAUCGCAGACACCAACUCUCGCAUCCCGCCACCGGUGUUUGACCAUUCAUGGUUUUACUUCCUGUCGGAGUACCUGAUGAUCCAGCAGACACCAUUUGUACGUCGCCAAGUCCGCAAACUUUUGCUAUUCAUCUGUGGCUCAAAGGAGAAGUACCGCCAGCUUCGGGACUUGCAUACCCUGGAUUCCCAUGUGCGCGGGAUCAAAAAGCUGCUGGAGGAGCAGGGAAUCUUCCUUCGGGCGAGUGUGGUCACAGCCAGCUCUGGCUCAGCCCUGCAGUAUGACACACUCAUCAGCCUGAUGGAGCAUCUCAAAGCCUGUGCAGAGAUUGCCACCCAGCGCACAAUCAACUGGCAGAAAUUCUGUAUUAAAGAUGACUCGGUCCUGUAUUUCCUUCUCCAAGUUAGUUUCCUAGUGGAUGAGGGAGUAUCCCCAGUGCUGUUGCAGCUGCUCUCCUGUGCUUUGUGUGGCAGCAAAGUGCUUACAGUGGCUGCUUCAUCCGGAUCCUCAAGUGCCGCCUCUGGCUCUUCUUCCUCCUCCUCUUCCUCAGCGCCCGUAGCCUCUGGUUCUGGGCAAACGACAACCCAGAGCAAGUCAUCCACCAAAAAGAGCAAGAAGGAAGAAAAGGAGAAAGAGAAGGAGGGUGAGUGCUCAGGCAGUCAAGAAGACCAGUUGUGCACAGCCUUGGUGAACCAAUUGAACAAAUUUGCUGACAAGGAGACCUUGAUACAGUUCCUUCGCUGCUUCCUGCUAGAGUCUAACUCCUCCUCUGUGCGCUGGCAAGCCCACUGCCUGGCACUGCACAUUUACAGAAAUUCCAACAAAUCACAACAGGAACUGCUAUUGGAUCUGAUGUGGUCCAUCUGGCCUGAACUCCCAGCCUAUGGCCGCAAGGCUGCCCAAUUUGUAGACCUGCUUGGAUAUUUUUCAUUGAAAACUCCACAGACUGAGAAAAAGUUGAAAGAAUAUUCGCAGAAGGCUGUAGAGAUUCUCCGAACUCAAAAUCAUAUCCUUACCAAUCAUCCUAACUCCAACAUCUACAAUACUCUGUCUGGUUUGGUGGAGUUUGAUGGUUAUUACCUAGAGAGUGAUCCGUGCUUGGUGUGUAACAACCCGGAGGUGCCAUUCUGUUAUAUCAAGCUUUCCUCCAUCAAAGUGGACACCCGCUACACCACCACUCAGCAGGUAGUGAAGCUCAUUGGUAGCCAUACCAUCAGCAAAGUGACAGUGAAGAUCGGGGACCUGAAGCGCACCAAGAUGGUACGCACCAUUAAUCUGUACUAUAACAACCGGACCGUGCAGGCCAUUGUGGAGCUGAAAAACAAGCCAGCUCGUUGGCACAAAGCCAAGAAGGUACAGUUGACCCCAGGGCAGACCGAAGUGAAGAUUGACUUGCCCCUUCCCAUCGUGGCUUCUAACCUGAUGAUUGAGUUUGCAGACUUCUAUGAAAACUACCAGGCUUCCACAGAGACUCUGCAGUGCCCUCGGUGCAGUGCUUCUGUUCCUGCCAAUCCAGGGGUCUGUGGCAACUGUGGGGAGAAUGUCUACCAGUGUCAUAAGUGCAGGUCCAUCAACUAUGAUGAGAAGGAUCCCUUCUUAUGCAAUGCUUGUGGCUUCUGUAAAUAUGCUCGCUUUGACUUCAUGCUUUACGCCAAGCCCUGCUGUGCUGUGGAUCCCAUUGAGAAUGAAGAAGAUCGAAAGAAGGCUGUGACCAACAUCAACACCCUCCUGGAUAAAGCUGAUCGAGUAUAUCACCAGCUAAUGGGGCACAGGCCACAACUAGAAAAUCUUCUUUGCAAAGUGAAUGAGGCAGCGCCUGAAAAGCCCCAGGAUGAUUCAAGUAGUACUGGGGGGAUCAGCUCCACAUCAGCCAGUGUAAAUCGCUACAUCCUGCAGCUGGCUCAAGAGUACUGUGGAGACUGUAAGAACUCUUUUGACGAACUCUCCAAGAUCAUACAGAAAGUCUUUGCUUCCCGGAAAGAGCUCCUAGAGUAUGAUCUGCAGCAGAGGGAGGCGGCUACCAAAUCUUCCCGGACGACGGUGCAGCCCACGUUCACUGCGAGCCAGUACCGAGCCUUGUCAGUCCUAGGCUGUGGCCACACCUCCUCCACCAAGUGCUAUGGGUGCGCCUCCGCAGUCACCGAGCACUGCAUCACGCUGCUGCGGGCCCUGGCCACGAACCCAGCCUUGCGACACAUCCUCGUCUCCCAGGGUCUUAUCCGGGAGCUCUUUGAUUACAAUCUGCGCCGGGGGGCAGCGUCCAUGCGGGAGGAAGUUCGCCAGCUCAUGUGCCUCCUCACUAGGGAUAAUCCAGAAGCAACUCAGCAGAUGAAUGACCUGAUCAUUGGCAAGGUCUCGGCGGCUCUGAAAGGCCAUUGGGCCAAUCCUGAUCUGGCCAGCAGCCUUCAAUAUGAAAUGCUUUUAUUGACUGACUCCAUCUCAAAGGAGGACAGCUGCUGGGAACUUCGCUUACGUUGUGCUCUCAGUCUUUUCCUCAUGGCCGUAAACAUCAAAACACCUGUCGUCGUGGAGAACAUCACCCUCAUGUGCCUCCGGAUCCUGCAGAAGCUGAUCAAGCCUCCUGCUCCGACCAGCAAGAAAAACAAGGACGUUCCUGUUGAAGCUCUCACCACAGUUAAGCCAUACUGCAAUGAGAUUCAUGCCCAGGCUCAGCUGUGGCUCAAGCGAGACCCAAAAGCAUCCUAUGAGGCCUGGAAGAAAUGCCUUCCCACUAGAGGUAUGGAUUCCAAUGGGAAAUCCUCCACUAGGUUAGAGCUCCGGCAACUCUACUUGACAGAGAAGUAUGUGUGGAGGUGGAAACAGUACAUGAGCCGUCGGGGGAAAAGGACCUCUCCCUUGGAUCUCAAGUUGGGUCACAACAAUUGGCUUCGGCAGGUGCUGUUCACUCCAGCGACCCAAGCAGCCCGUCAGGCAGCCUGUACCAUCGUGGAGGCUUUGGCAACCAUUCCCAGUCGUAAACAACAGGUCCUUGACCUCCUUACCAGUUACCUGGAUGAAUUGAGUAUUGCUGGAGAGUGUGCAGCUGAGUACUUGGCACUCUACCAGAAGCUAAUCAAACCGGCUCACUGGAAGGUCUACCUGGCUGCUCGGGGAGUCCUGCCCUAUGUUGGCAACCUCAUCACCAAGGAAAUAGCCCGUUUGCUGGCCCUGGAGGAAGCUACGCUGAGCACUGACUUACAACAGGGUUAUGCUCUCAAGAGCCUCACAGGUCUCCUUUCCUCCUUUGUUGAAGUGGAGUCCAUUAAGCGGCACUUCAAAAGCCGUCUGGUGGGCACUGUGUUAAAUGGUUACCUGUGUCUGCGUAAGCUGGUAGUGCAGAGGACCAAACUGAUCGACGAGACCCAGGAUAUGCUGCUGGAGAUGCUGGAGGACAUGACCACAGGCACAGAAUCAGAAACGAAGGCCUUCAUGGCAGUAUGCAUUGAAACAGCCAAGCGUUACAAUCUGGAUGACUACCGGACACCCGUCUUCAUCUUUGAGAGGCUCUGCAGUAUCAUUUAUCCUGAAGAGAAUGAAGUAACUGAGUUCUUUGUGACUCUGGAGAAGGAUCCCCAGCAGGAAGAUUUCUUACAGGGUCGCAUGCCUGGUAAUCCUUACAGCAGCAAUGAGCCAGGCAUUGGGCCUCUCAUGAGAGACAUCAAGAACAAGAUCUGCCAGGAUUGUGACCUGGUGGCCCUCCUGGAAGAUGAUAGUGGGAUGGAGCUCCUGGUGAACAAUAAAAUUAUCAGCUUGGAUCUUCCUGUGGCAGAGGUUUAUAAGAAGGUCUGGUGCCCCACAAAUGAGGGAGAACCCAUGAGGAUCAUCUAUCGCAUGCGGGGCUUGUUGGGUGAUGCCACUGAGGAAUUCAUUGAGUCCCUGGACUCCACCACAGAUGAAGAAGAAGAUGAAGAAGAGGUAUAUAAGAUGGCAGGGGUGAUGGCUCAGUGUGGGGGCUUGGAUUGCAUGCUCAAUAGACUGGCUGGGAUCAAGGAUUUCAAACAAGGCCGACAUCUUCUGACGGUACUGCUCAAACUGUUCAGUUACUGUGUGAAGGUGAAAGUGAAUCGGCAACAGUUGGUCAAACUUGAGAUGAACACGUUGAAUGUCAUGCUGGGGACUCUUAACUUGGCCCUGGUGGCUGAGCAGGAAAGCAAGGACAGUGGAGGGGCGGCUGUGGCGGAGCAGGUGCUCAGUAUCAUGGAGAUCAUUCUGGAUGAGUCGAAUGCCGAGCCCCUGAGUGAGGACAAGGGCAACCUUCUUCUGACAGGUGACAAGGAUCAGCUGGUGAUGUUGCUGGAUCAGAUCAAUAGCACUUUUGUGCGCUCCAAUCCCAGUGUCCUUCAGGGCUUGUUGCGAAUUAUCCCAUAUUUGUCCUUUGGAGAGAUGGAGAAAAUGCAGAUCCUAGUGGACCGAUUCAAACCAUACUGCAAUUUUGACAAGUAUGAUGAGGAUCACACUGGGGAUGAUAAAGUCUUCCUAGACUGUUUUUGCAAAAUAGCUGCUGGCAUUAAAAACAACAGCAAUGGACACCAGCUGAAAGAUCUGAUCCUCCAGAAGGGAAUCACACAGAAUGCACUGGAUUAUAUGAAGAAACACAUCCCUAGUGCCAAGAAUUUGGAUGCUGAUAUUUGGAAGAAGUUUUUAUCUCGCCCAGCCCUCCCCUUCAUCUUAAGGCUUCUUCGUGGGUUAGCCAUUCAGCACCCUUCCACCCAGGUGCUCAUUGGUACAGACUCCAUCACAAACCUGCACAAACUGGAGCAGGUGUCAAGCGAUGAGGGGAUUGGCACCCUGGCAGAGAACUUGUUGGAGGCACUUCGAGAACACCCUGAGGUGAACAAGAAGAUUGAUGCAGCUCGAAAGGAGACGCGGGCAGAGAAGAAACGUAUGGCCAUGGCCAUGAGGCAGAAGGCCUUGGGUACCCUGGGCAUGACGACAAAUGAGAAGGGUCAAGUUGUGACUAAGACGGCCCUGCUGAAGCAGAUGGAGGAGUUAAUUGAAGAGCCAGGCCUCACCUGCUGCAUCUGCAGGGAGGGCUACAAGUUCCAGCCUGCCAAGGUGCUGGGCAUUUACACCUUCACUAAGCGGGUGGCGCUUGAGGAGCUGGAGAAUAAGCCCCGGAAGCAGCAGGGAUACAGCACCGUGUCCCACUUCAAUAUCGUCCACUACGACUGCCACUUGGCCGCUGUCAGAUUGGCCCGAGGGCGAGAAGAAUGGGAGAGUGCAGCCCUUCAGAAUGCUAACACCAAGUGCAAUGGACUCCUCCCGGUGUGGGGACCCCACGUCCCAGAGUCUGCUUUUGCCACUUGCUUAGCAAGACAUAACACGUACCUCCAGGAGUGCACGGGACAGCGAGAGCCUACUUAUCAACUUAAUGUUCAUGACAUCAAGUUACUCUUCCUCCGUUUUGCCAUGGAACAGUCAUUCAGUGUAGACACAGGAGGUGGCGGCAGAGAGAGCAACAUACACCUAAUCCCCUACAUCAUUCACACCGUGCUUUAUGUCCUGAACACAACCAGGGCAACUUCCCGAGAAGAGAAGAACUUGCAGAGCUUUUUAGAGCAGCCCAAGGAAAAGUGGGUAGAGAGUGCCUUUGAGGUGGAUGGGCCCCACUACUACACUGUUUUGGCCCUCCACAUCUUGCCCCCAGAGAGAUGGAGAGCCAUCCGAGUGGAGAUCCUUCGGAGACUCUUGGUGAUCUCCCAAGCCCGAGCAGUGUCGCCAGGGGGAGCCAGCAGACUGACAGAUAAGUCUGUGAAGGACUACUCGGCCUAUCGCUCCGCACUUCUCUUCUGGGCCCUAGUCGAUCUCAUUUACAACAUGUUUAAGAAGGUGCCUACCAGUAACACGGAGGGAGGCUGGUCCUGCUCUCUAGCUGAGUUUAUCCGCCACAAUGACAUGCCCAUCUAUGAAGCCGCAGACAAGGCCCUGAAAACGUUCCAAGAGGAAUUCAUGCCUGUGGAAACAUUCUCAGAAUUCGUAGAUGUGGCUGGACUUCUCUCGGAAAUCAAUUUCGCUGACAACUUCCUGAAGGACCUUUUGAACUCAAUCCCCUGACCACCCAGCCUGGGAGAGUGACCGGCCAAGACUGACCCCAGCCUGCCUUCCGCCCCUGUGUUUCUCCUCUCCUCGUGCUUUGGUUUCUUUCCGAGGGGCGCUGCCGUUAGCGUUCCCCUCCCCUGCGGUUUGUGUGGGAGAGGCUUGGGGGGUUUAGACUUUGCUAUUUUAUCUUGUGUGUGGUGCAUUAGCUAUGAAGUUAUACGUACGUACCCCAAGCAUUGGAGGACCCUGUACAUACCAAGGGGCCAUGAGUUGUCCUGGCCAAACUUAAUACUUGAGUGUGCACAUCUUGAGAAAUAAGUGAAUGAAUAAAUACCCAUUGAAAAGGA
Antechinus flavipes (yellow-footed antechinus) is the source of this 15924-nucleotide messenger RNA. It is a transcript of the gene UBR4, whose product is annotated as ubiquitin protein ligase E3 component n-recognin 4. The record is from RefSeq and is a predicted model, not a curated record. Lineage: Eukaryota; Metazoa; Chordata; Mammalia; Dasyuromorphia; Dasyuridae. Gene Ontology annotation, molecular function: zinc ion binding; protein binding. The transcript is spliced from 107 exons. The coding region runs from base 83 to 15592 and encodes 5169 amino acids.